This is a messenger RNA of Trichechus manatus latirostris (Florida manatee), 2821 nucleotides long. It is a transcript of the gene FUCA2, whose product is annotated as alpha-L-fucosidase 2. Lineage: Eukaryota; Metazoa; Chordata; Mammalia; Sirenia; Trichechidae. The coding region runs from base 1172 to 2590 and encodes 472 amino acids. Gene Ontology annotation, cellular component: lysosome. The record is from RefSeq and is a predicted model, not a curated record. Gene Ontology annotation, molecular function: alpha-L-fucosidase activity. The transcript has 7 exons. Gene Ontology annotation, biological process: glycoside catabolic process; fucose metabolic process.
CAGUUCUAUUCUGUUCUAUAGAGUCACUAUGAGUAGGAAUUGACUCAUGGCAAUGGGUUUAUCCCUGCCCUCAAGAAGCUCUCAGUCUAAUGGGGCAUCAAAGUCUGUAUCUACGUAAUAACAAAAUGAAGCAGGAAUCCUUAUGUUCAUAGUGGAAUAGGAUGCUAUGGGAAUACAGAAGACAGAGUAAAAUAUUCUGGGAGCGGAGGGUGGUGGCAGAAAGCUUCCCAGAUGAGGUGACAUUUAAACUGGCCAUUGAAGGAUGAAAAGGAUUUUGCAGGAGGAGGGGUGGGAAGUCUGGCUUUACUCAAAUCAUUUAAGAAGGGGAAAUAGUGAGGUUCUGAUGAUUUCCCUUGAUUAAACAUUUCCAGUUUCUAGCUUCUUUUCCCCAGGCUGCAGCUUCCUUAAACAUCACGCUACUGGUUUCACCUGUGUCCGGUCACCUUGUCUUCUGAUACAGUGGUUGAGCCUCACAUGAGCCUUGUUAGAAACGCAGGUUCUCAGCCCCAAAACAGACCUUCUGAAUCAGAAACUGAUAAUUUCACGGGAUGCAUAUUCCAGGUCAGCAGCCGCUUCUAACAGGCUCAGAAGCUUUGAGGGCAAAAGCAGAGGUUUAUAACAAUCUGAAUUGCAUUCAGUGCUGUCCGGGAGGGUUUGGACGACUCCUCCGUGCUUUGGGAAUGGCCUACAGGGUCGGUAUAAGUCAGAAUCGACUCGACGGCAGCGAGUUUUUGGGAGUGAGGCUGGUCCCAUGGAAGGGACUCGCCAUGUCCGGGAGUGAGGCUGGGCCCAUGGAAGGGACUCGCCAUGCAGCCCCCCAGGCAGAUCGGUCGCGUCGCCCUCUCGGGCAGUUUCUUUAAGGGCCGUGCGAGAUCUUGGGGGAAGGGUGCUGGCCACAGUUCCCUGAACCAGUCGCAGUUUUUUUCCCCCAGAGCAAACUGAUUAGGAACCUUCGCUUAGAAGCCCCGGGGUGGCCAUGCGGGUAUGCCGGCCUCCUUUAUUAUGCAAGUGAGCGAUGCAGCCCCUUGGGGGCAAUUGGGCCGGAGCGCCACUCCCAACCCCUUGGUGGAGAGGGGCCGUCACAAGGACAGCUUGGUCAGGUGACGCUGUGGGGCCGAUUUAGCCGGAGACGCGGAAGGAGCCCGCGGGAGAGUGCAGAGCGUGCGUUCGGAUGGCCGGCCCGGCGGACACGCGGUGCCCGGGGACCGCCCGUCUCGCACUCCAGCUGCUGCUGCUGCCGCUGCUGCUGCCGCCACCCGCGCGCCCUGCCGCCGGCGCCCAGCGCUACGAGCCCACCUGGGAGUCCCUGGACGCCCGCCCGCUCCCGGCCUGGUUCGACCAAGCCAAGUUCGGCAUCUUCAUCCACUGGGGCGUGUAUUCCGUGCCCGGUUUCGGUAGCGAGUGGUUCUGGUGGUACUGGCAAGAGAAACAGAUACCAGAGUAUGUGAAAUUUAUGAAACAUAAUUACCCUCCUGACUUCAAAUACGAAGAUUUUGGACCACAAUUUACAGCACAGUUUUUCAAUGCCAGCCAGUGGGCAGAUCUUCUUCAGGCUUCUGGUGCAAAAUACAUGGUCUUAACUACCAAACAUCAUGAAGGCUUUACCAUGUGGGGUUCGAAGUACUCAUGGAACUGGAAUGCUGUAGAUGAAGGGCCAAAGAGGGACAUUGUCAAGGAACUUGAGGUAGCCAUUAGGAACAGAACUGACUUGCAUUUUGGACUGUACUACUCCCUUUUUGAAUGGUUUAACCCGCUGUUUCUUGAGGACAAAUUCAGUUCAUUCCACAAGCGGCAGUUUCCGGUUUCUAAGAUGUUGCCUGAGCUCUAUGAGUUAGUGAACAACUACUGGCCAGAGGUGCUGUGGGCUGAUGGUGACGGAGGGGCACCAGAUUCCUACUGGAACAGCACUGGCUUCCUAGCCUGGCUGUAUAAUGAAAGCCCAGUUCGGGACACAGUAGUCACCAAUGAUCGUUGGGGAGCUGGGAGCAUCUGUAAGCAUGGUGGCUACUAUACCUGCAGUGAUCGUUAUAACCCAGGACAUAUUUUGCCACAUAAAUGGGAAAACUGUAUGACAAUAGACAAGGUUUCUUGGGGCUAUAGGAGGAAUGCUGGAAUCUGUGACUAUUUUACAAUCGAAGAAUUGGUGAAGCAACUUGUAGAAACAGUUUCAUGUGGAGGAAAUCUUUUGAUGAAUAUUGGGCCCACACAAGAUGGCACAAUUUCCCCAAUUUUUGAGGAGAGAUUAAGGCAAAUGGGGGCCUGGCUAAGUGUCAAUGGAGAAGCCAUUUAUGGAACCCACACUUGGAGAUCCGCAAAUGACACUGUCACCCCAGAUGUGUGGUACACAACCAAACCUAAAGAAAAUUUGGUCUAUGCCAUUUUUCUUAAAUGGCCCACAUUAGGACAGCUGCUUCUUGGCCAGCCCAAAGCUAUUUGGAAUUCAACAAUGGUAAAACUACUGGGAUAUGGACAGCCACUUAAAUGGACUUCCUUGGAACCAAAUGGCAUUGUGGUAAAACUGCCACAGCUAACCAUUAGUCAGUUUCCCUGUAAAUGGGGCUGGACUCUAGCACUGACCAAUGUGAUCUAAUGUGCAGCAGAAUGCCCCAUGCUGCAUGUAUGUCUAAGACUAGAAAACGGUAGGUUUCUAUGAUUGUUGCACACGGAGAAAACAAAUGUAAAAUUGGCCAAGAAAACUCAAGUAAUUAUUUAGGCAAUUCAACUCUCUUUUCCCUUUUCUCCCUAAAUUCUUUUCUAAAUUGCACAUGUAACUGUUUUAAUUCUUCAGUGCACUUUGCCAUUAAAGUCUUUCCACAAUGAA